AUGCCUUCAAAUAAUCCACACAUCGUGCUCCACAAAAAUGGUGUUGAUCCUGACUUUGAUUCGCAGUUUCAUUUUGAAACACCUAUCAGUGAAAUUAUUGGUGAGUCAAGCAACAUUUCUGUUUUGCAAACGAAAAUUAAAAAAAAAAACUUAUUGUGUGACUUGUAG
This is a messenger RNA of Strongylus vulgaris, 168 nucleotides long. The record is from the annotation of a GenBank genome assembly. NCBI's taxonomy places the organism in Eukaryota, Metazoa, Nematoda, Chromadorea, Rhabditida, Strongylidae.